UGUCGCUCUAGGCUGGCUUCUGAGAACUCCCGACAAGAUGAACUGUGUGGUCACCUGUAUAAUCAUUGGCGCUGUAGCAGCCCUAUCAUUUGCUCUGCCCGAAGCUGGGUACAUAGCUCCUGCCCCAUGCUACCCAAAGACUGAGUACAUCACCAAAUACCAGACACAAGUACAGCAGGUCCCAGUCUACCAAACAGUCUACAAGCAACAAUAUGUGCCAACGACAAUCUACGAACCAGUCUACAAGACUGUCUACAACACCCAAUACAACACCCAGUACGUCCCCAAGUACGUCACCCAGACUCAGUACCAGACACAGGUCAAAUACGUCACAGACUACCUGACUCAGUACCAGACCAUCUACAAGACUCAGUACAUCACCAAGACUGACUACGUACCAAAGUACGUCACUCAGACUGCCUACCAGACAAUCCUCAAGACCCAGAUCCAGUACCAGACAGUCUACAAGACUGAGUACCAGCCACAGUACAUCACCACAACCCAGCUGCAGUACCAGACAGUCUACAAGACUGAGGUCGUUCCCGAUUAUCAGACUGUUUACAAGACUGUGCAGACUUACAAGACUGUCUGCCCUAAACCUGUGUAUGGAUAUUAAAUAGUUUUAGUUCUGAAUAAGGAUUAACUUCCAAGUGGAUGAUGUCAAAUACUGAUAUUAAGGUUAUGUACUAUAAAUAAUGUUUACGGUCAAAUGAA
Messenger RNA from Macrobrachium nipponense, 714 nucleotides. RefSeq lists its product as uncharacterized. Lineage: Eukaryota; Metazoa; Arthropoda; Malacostraca; Decapoda; Palaemonidae. The coding region runs from base 38 to 616 and encodes 192 amino acids. The transcript has 3 exons. The record is from RefSeq and is a predicted model, not a curated record.